GUUGGCAGGUCAGAAUGAGUCUGGUGGUUGUGUUUCCCGAUACCUAUCGCCCGAAACCAAGGGGAUGGCCGUGGCAGGUGGCGUUUCUCCUCCUCCCGCCCUUCUCUGGUUACUCGUCGCCAUCUCUGCAAACAAAGGGGAGGGUGUGGGACGCAGGUGACGGUGACGGAGGAGCGCAGAGGAGCGUCCAGCAGGCAGCACUGAAACCCCACCCCGGGCCGGCCGUAUAAAUGCCGCUGCGCACAGGUGAAAGCCGAUCCCCACGGGCUGCGAGCGGCGGCGGGUGACGGCGACGGAUUCGGUCCGUGGGUUCUUCUUUGCCAUCGCUCGGAGCGUGUCACUGAACCGUCCACCAUGUCCAUGGGGCUGGAGAUCGGCGGCGUGGCCUUGUCGGUGCUGGGGUGGUUGUGCAGCAUCAUCUGUUGCGCGUUGCCCAUGUGGAGGGUGACGGCCUUCAUCGGCAACAACAUCGUGACGGCCCAGAUCAUCUGGGAAGGGCUGUGGAUGAACUGCGUGGUGCAGAGCACGGGGCAGAUGCAGUGCAAGGUCUACGACUCCAUGCUGGCGCUGCCGCAGGACCUGCAGGCCGCCCGCGCCCUCCUGGUGGUGUCCAUCGUCCUGGCCGUCAUAGGCUUGAUGGUGGCCAUCGUGGGCGCCCAGUGCACCCGCUGCGUGGAGGACGAGAGCACCAAGGCCAAGAUCACCAUCGUCUCCGGCGUCAUCUUCCUGCUCUCCGGCGUCAUGACCCUCAUCCCCGUGUGCUGGUCGGCCAACACCAUCAUCCGGGAUUUCUACAACCCGCUGGUGAUCGACGCACAGAAGCGGGAGCUGGGCACCUCGCUCUAUGUGGGCUGGGCGGCCUCCGCGCUCCUGCUGCUGGGGGGGGCCCUGCUCUGCUGCUCCUGCCCCCCCAAAGAGGACAGGUACCCCACGGGCAAGGUGGCCUACUCCGCCCCGCGCUCCGCCGUCACCAGCUACGACAAGAGGAACUAUGUCUGAGCCCCCCUCCCCGGGAUCCCUCGGCACCCCCUACCCCACCCCACCCCACCCC
Molecule: messenger RNA, 1051 nt
Organism: Lepidothrix coronata (blue-crowned manakin)
Lineage: Eukaryota; Metazoa; Chordata; Aves; Passeriformes; Pipridae
Gene: CLDN3
Product: claudin 3
Exons: 1
Coding region: 355-999 (214 amino acids)
Biological process (GO): bicellular tight junction assembly; cell adhesion
Cellular component (GO): plasma membrane; bicellular tight junction
Molecular function (GO): structural molecule activity
Source: RefSeq, a predicted model, not a curated record